AUGGCUGAUAAUAUUCCAAGUUUUAUUGAUCGAUUACUGUCAGGUAAAUAAAUAAUUGCGAAAUUCAACUAAAAAUCUCGUUGUUUUCUAGUAAACGACACUUCAAAUCCUUCGCUAACACAUUGCAUAAAAGAAGCUGAAAUCGAUGAUGUCAUUCAAAUUUGCUCACAAAUUGUAUUGGAUCAACCAACAAUGAUCGAAGUUCAAGCACCAAUUGCAGUUUGUGGAGAUAUUCACGGACAAUAUGUUGAUCUACUUCGAAUUUUCAAUCGAUGCAAAUUUCCACCAGAUCAGAAUUAUUUAUUUUUAGGCGAUUAUGUUGAUCGAGGAAGACAACAACUUGAAGUCAUUUGUCUUCUCAUGGCAUAUAAAACCCGUUACAGUAGUACAUUCUUUUUACUUCGCGGAAAUCAUGAAUGUGCUUCAAUAAAUCGAACAUAUGGGUUUUAUGAUGAAUGCAAAAGAAGAUAUUCGAUAAGUUUAUACAAUUCAUUCCAAGAUUUAUUCAAUGGUUUGCCAUUAUGCGGUUUAAUUGGUGGUCGAAUAUUUUGUAUGCACGGUGGUUUAUCUCCACAACUUGAAUCUUGGUCACAAUUAAAUGCAAUCAAACGACCAUUUGAUCCACCAAAUAAAUCAAUUGCGAUGGAUCUUUUAUGGGCUGAUCCGGAACCAGGUUCACAAGGUUGGGGAAAAAAUACACGUGGUGUAUCAUUUGUAUUUGGAUCUGAUGUUGUCAAAGAUUUUUGUGAUCGAAUGAAUGUUGAUUUAAUUGCUCGCGGACAUCAAGUUGUACAAGACGGAUAUGAAUUUUUCGGUUCACGAAGACUGGUUACAGUAUUCUCGGCACCAAAAUAUUGUGGAGAAUUUGAUAAUAAUGCCGGAGUUAUGUGUGUCGAUGAAAAUUUGGUAAUUAUAUUUUUAAAGAAAUAUCUAAUUAAUUGAUUUCUAGAUGAUUUCAUUCCAAAUUCUUAAACCAGCAAUUCGAGAUGUGGCAGUAAGAGCAAGAAGUUCGAAAGGAGGAGGAUCGGGAAGAAGUUUAUUGCAAGCAGUGAACAACGUCAAAUCAAAAAUGUCGGAAACCUAG
Messenger RNA from Caenorhabditis angaria, 1084 nucleotides. The record is from the annotation of a GenBank genome assembly. Lineage: Eukaryota; Metazoa; Nematoda; Chromadorea; Rhabditida; Rhabditidae.